AUCGCUCGCUUUGGCGCUCACCGUGGCUGGGCGCUCCCAUUCCCCCAUUCCCCGGAUGGUCUCUUCUCGCCCCAUCGCAUAGAUCUCUCGCGGCGCCAGCAAGGAUCCGGCGCAUCGAUCGGCAUUGUGUUGGAUCGAUCCAUCCGCGCAGUGGCAGUGAGUUGUGGGCUCUUUUCUGACCUAAAUUUCGGCGCCCAGGGAUGUGGGAGCGGUGGAGGCAGCAGUUCCGGAGGAAGAGGAAGAAUCCGGAUCAUCUGGAUCCGGUGGGGAUGAGCGUCCUGCCCACAUUCUCCACCUCCGCCGCCACCGGCGCCGCCGCCAAGAAGAAGAAAGACUCCCGGAAGAUCCGCCAGCGCCAACUCUUCCGCGUCUCCUCCGUGGCCGCCGGGAUCCAAUUCGGCUGGGCCUUGCAGCUCUCCCUCCUCACUCCAUACGUCCAAGAGCUGGGAAUCCCUCACACAUUCGCCAGUUACAUAUGGCUUUGCGGCCCCAUUACCGGAAUGCUCGUCCAGCCCAUCGUCGGGUACUACAGCGAUAACUGUAGGAGCCGAUGGGGGCGCCGCCGCCCCUUCCUCGUCGCUGGAUGCGUUUGCGUGAUCAUCGCGGUGCUCAUCAUCGGCUUCUCGGCCGAUCUGGGACACCUCUUUGGUGAUUCGAUGGAGAGUACUACCAAGACGCGGGCCAUUGUGAUGUUCGUGCUGGGAUUCUGGCUGCUCGACCUCGCGAACAACACUCUCCAGGGGCCGUGCCGAGCGCUCCUGGCCGAUCUCACAGGCCGCAGCCAGAGAAGAACGCGAAGAGCAAACGCUUUCUUCUCGCUCUUCAUGGCCAUUGGCAACAUUCUGGGCUUUGCAACCGGUGCCUACGGCAACUGGGCCAAAGUUUUUCCUUUCGCUAUCACGACAGCGUGUGACAUGGCCUGCGCCAACUUGAAGUCCGCGUUCUUCCUCGACAUCAUAAUGCUCAUAUUCACAACGCUGCUCAGCAUCACGGCCGCUCCAGAGGUUCCACUCUCGGAGAUCUUACGAGGCGGCGGCGUUGGUGCUGGUGGUGGUGGCAGCAGCCAUGGCAGCAGCAAAAACGACGGCAGCAACAGCACCAGCACGCUGAAAAGGAUCCUCAGCAACAGCUCCGAGCGCCGGGACGUGGAAAACGCUCACGGCCGGCAAAACUUGAGCGACAGCACCGUCGAGAAUGGCAAGCUCGUGGCCAAGCCGUGGAACAACCUCAGUGCCGACCAUGGCAAAGAGCUCGAGACCAUCCUCAGCAGCGAAGGCUUGUCCGAAUCUCCACACGGUCCGGAGGUGUUGCCGACUUGCGAGACCGAGAACAAGGCCUUCUUCUGGGAGCUUUUCAGCACCAUGAAGACGCUGCCCCGGCAAAUGUGGUACAUCCUGCUCGUCACGGCUCUCACUUGGGUGGCGUGGUUCCCAUUCUUGCUCUACGACACGGACUGGAUGGGGCACGAGAUCUACAGAGGACAGCCCGACUCGAGGCUCCAGGCCAGAACCGAUUUGUACAACAAGGGAGUGAGGAUGGGAUCGUUCGGACUGAUGCUCAACUCUGUGGUGCUGGGACUCACGUCACUCAUGGUGGAGCCUUUGUGUCGACGAGUCGGGCCGAGCUACUUGUGGGGAUUUGCGGAUGUGAUCCUGGCGUUUUGCUUCGCCGGUAUCGUCGGGAUCACCAAGGUGGCCGGGAAAGGACGCAGUCCGCCAUCAGCAGGUGUUUUGACAGUCGUUCUCCUCCUCUUUUCGAUCCUUGGAAUACCACUGGCAGUCACGUACAGCGUUCCGUAUGCUCUGACUGCGAGCUACACGAGCUCCAUCGGCGGUGGUCAAGGGCUCUCUAUGGGAGUUUUAAAUCUUGCCGUUGUCAUCCCACAGGUUAUAAUCUCGCUCGGAAGUGGGCCUUGGGACCAAGCAUUUGGAGGAGGAAACAUACCAUCGUUUCUCGUUGCCUCGGGUGCCGCGCUGAUUGGAGGAGUGUUGGCCAUCACCAAGCUACCAAAGACUCACACCAAGCGUGACCACAAGCCUCCACCGAUCGAGGUCGAGUUUCCUACGCCAGGUAUCCGGCGAACACGAAGCGCUCCAGUCUUUUCGAAGAUGGCUUGAGCCUUCGUCGUUCGUUUUUCUCUCUUUUUUUUCUUGUUGCCUGGCUCAUCGUCUAUAACUUUGUGUAUGAUGACUAUUUGCGCAAGUUUGUACUGCUGUGUAGCAUAUUGUGUAUACAGAAGCGCUUUCUCCCGUUCCAGAUUUUCGCAAGGAAAUCUGCCUGUGUAGAGAAAUCGCUAUAUAACAAAACCUUUACAAUAAAACUGAUGAGCAAUUAUUAAUA
Messenger RNA from Selaginella moellendorffii, 2340 nucleotides. RefSeq names its product sucrose transport protein SUT2. NCBI's taxonomy places the organism in Eukaryota, Viridiplantae, Streptophyta, Lycopodiopsida, Selaginellales, Selaginellaceae. Gene Ontology annotation, molecular function: sucrose:proton symporter activity. The record is from RefSeq and is a predicted model, not a curated record. Gene Ontology annotation, cellular component: vacuole; plasma membrane. Bases 201 to 2117 code for a protein of 638 amino acids. The transcript has 5 exons.